UCGAUAUCAGAUGAUUUGGUAAAAAAAUACCGGUCUUUUAAGCUGUGUAAUGCAAAGGGUUCCUCGGACCUAUGCAUUGACGACUUGCCUAAUGAAAUAGCUCUGAACGAGCCACGUUUUAUACUGAUCAGCUAUGAACUCCAUCAUGAUGAUGGGCGCGUAUCGUACCCGUAUUGUCUUAUUUUCUCUAGCCCUAGAGGUACGUUCUUCCAGCUGUGUAUGCUUGUAAGUCGCGCACACAUUGGGGAACACACUCAGACAAGGCCGCUUGCACGACAGACAACAUGGCUAGUGAAGAAGUUAAUUAUCAAGAUGAAUGAAUGCGCGUUUAAGGGGGUCAUCAUUUUUAAUGGCUCUGCCUAA
Mesocestoides corti is the source of this 363-nucleotide messenger RNA. Lineage: Eukaryota; Metazoa; Platyhelminthes; Cestoda; Cyclophyllidea; Mesocestoididae. The record is from the annotation of a GenBank genome assembly.